Messenger RNA from Loa loa (African eye worm), 4673 nucleotides. RefSeq names its product A-macroglobulin complement component family protein, variant. Gene Ontology annotation, cellular component: extracellular region. The coding region runs from base 64 to 4494 and encodes 1476 amino acids. NCBI's taxonomy places the organism in Eukaryota, Metazoa, Nematoda, Chromadorea, Rhabditida, Onchocercidae. The record is from RefSeq and is a predicted model, not a curated record. Gene Ontology annotation, molecular function: endopeptidase inhibitor activity. The transcript has 31 exons.
CUAAUAUUCAGGAAUAGAACAAAUCAGUGUUUCCGGAAAGAUAGUGGAUCUAGGCGGAACGAAAUGUUUAAUGUCUGGCUGUUGAGCCUGAUUACCGCAGCCCUGCGUAGCGUGAUAGUCGCUGGUAUGUUGAAACCAGUUUGGCAUCAUUCUACCAAUAAUGGGCCUGAACAAACAUAUCCUGGGACAUACUUGGUGAUUGCACCUAAAGUGGUUAGGCCAAGUCUGCCAUAUGCUGUUUCGGUAAAUGUACUCAAAAGUUCGGAAACCGAUCAUAUCGUAAGGGUUGAAAUACGAACUGCUCAAAAUGAUACAGUGGGAGCUCGUGUUGUGAAUAAUGUUAAAACAGGAAUACCACAAACAAUAACAAUUGAUGGAUUGUCACCUGAAACUCUUCUACCUGGCUCGUAUUACAAAGUGUAUGUGAGAGGCGAGACAUUGGGUUCAAAGGUUUUGUUCGAAAAUGAGGAAGAUGUUCGUUUUGACGAAAAGUCUCUUUCAGUGUUCAUACAAACCGAUAAAGAAAUCUACAAGCCUGGAUCUACUGUGCGAUAUCGUGUAGUAGUGGUGACACCUGAUUUAAAGCCUUAUUCGGAAACUCUUUCUGUGAUGAUCAAAGAUCCGAAUUAUAAUAUUAUUAGCCAGAAAAGUGAUCAACCACUGAUAAAAGGUGUAUACUCAAAUGAACUGGAACUAUCGGUGGAACCACCACUUGGUGAUUGGCAAAUAACGGUAAAAACAAAAAGUGGUAUCAAAUUUGAAAAAGAAUUCACAGUCGACAAAUACGUAUUACCAAAAUUCGAAGUAAACGUGAAAACGCCAAGUUUUAUAACCAUCAACGAUGAUCUAAGCGUUCAUAUUGAAGCCAAGUAUACAUAUGGAAAAGGAGUAUCUGGUAAAGCAAAAGUAACUUUAGAAUUACCUUGGCAUCAUUUCACAGUUCCAUUAGUUGUCUCGGACGAUGGAACGGUUAAAAAGACGGAACAAGAGAACAUUAUUGAAAGAACAGUGAAUUUAAAUAAUAUGGGAGAAGCAACAAUUGUCUUCACAAAUGAGGAACUGAAGAAGCAUAAACUGGUGAAUGGAUACGGUGGUAGUUCAGUGAAGAUUACUGCAACGGUUACCGAAGAUUUAACAGAUAUUAAAAGGAAUGCUACCGCACAGAUUGUUGCAUAUCGACAUGAUGUCAAACUGGAUAUGGAAAAGCAGGGUGAAACAUUUAAACCUGGCCUCGGAUACAGUAUUGUCAUUACAUUAAAGCAAAUGGAUGAUACACCGAUUAAGGCUACCGUACCUAAACGUGUACAGGUAACAACAUUCUACAGCUAUCUCUAUGUAUCCGAUUCGAUAAAACAGCACGAAGACAAGGAAGUGAAAAUUGUGGAUUUAGAUGCUCACGGAACUGCUGUGAUUACUUUGCAACCACCUCAUAAUUGCACCGAUGCGCGAGUUGAAGCGCAUUAUGACCGUUCCGGAAAAGACGACUUCGAGGAUGCUAGCAUUUAUUCAAUUCUUUAUAUUGAAGCAGGCAAAAGCCCAUCAAACAAUUUCUUGCAAUUAAUUGCUGAUCAUGCUGGUGUUGUUGAUACGGGGAAAACAUUAUCUUUCACUGUGAAAGCUACCGAACCCUUAUCUACAAUCACUUAUCAGGUAAUAGCUCGUGGAUCGGUAAUUCUUGUCCAACAUAUGUCAGUUAACGGUGAUUUGGCAACGAUUACAUUCACAGCGACAUCGCAAAUGGCACCGAAAGCAAUGCUAGUCGUUUACACUGUCCGAGCAUCUAAUCAAGAAAUUCUGGUCGACGCUACCGAUUUCCGAGUCGAUGGCUUAUUCCAGAACAAUGUCUCACUUAUGGCUGAUCAUACUACUGCAGAACCGGGCACUUCAGUAAAAUACACCAUAAAAGCAGAUCCGCGGUCAUAUUGCGCUUUACUUGCAGUUGAUCAAAGCGUCUUACUUCUAAAAUCUGGCAAUGACAUCACGAAAGAUUUGGUAGAACAAGAUGUGGAGCAAUAUGAUACAACGGCUGUUGGACGUGGCUUCCGAUCAUGGGAAGCGGAUGCACGGCGUCGAAAACGAUCCAUAUGGUAUCCAUGGUGGGGAAUUGGUGGUAGAGAUGCGGCAACGAUUUUCGAUAACUCAGGUCUGGUUGUUCUAACUGAUGCGCUUCUCUUUCGUGGACCUGAUAUUGCAAGAUUUGCGCAACCAGUAGUAGCACAACCAUUGGGCAGUAAUUUCAAUGCUAAUAUAAUGUUAGAAAGCGAUGUGGACUCUGCCGUCUCUGUGAAAAAUUCUGUAACCACACGAGUAAGGAAGAAUUUCCCGGAAUCCUGGAUAUGGAGCGCUAUUUUGGCCGCAGAGGACACCGGAGAGGCUGUUUUCGAAGCGGUUGUACCGGAUACAAUAACAUCCUGGGUUGCAAGCGCUUUUGCUAUCAGUGAUGAGACUGGCCUUGGAGUUGCUCCAUCCACCUCAAAGCUCACAGUAUUCCGACCGUUUUUCAUACGUAUCAACCUUCCGUAUUCCGUAAAACGUGGAGAAAAGUUCGCUUUACAAGUGUUAAUCUUCAACUAUAUGGAUAAUGAGCAAGAUGUAACAGUAACAUUGAAAGAUGGCGAUGACAUUGGUUAUGAUUUUCUACAAAAAGAUGGUACAACUAAGAAACCUACCAGUAAGAAUAUGAAGAGUAAGAAGUACAAUGUAAGAUUUAUAUCGGUGCCAAGCGGUGGUGUACCCAAAGCAGUCUACUUCCCCAUUGCACCAACCAAAAUUGGUGAUGUUAUACUUUCCGUGACAGCACAAUCUGCUAUAGCAGGUGAUGCAGUAGAGCAAGUACUACGAGUCGAGCCGGAAGGAUAUCGAGUAGACAGAAAUACUCUUGUAAUGGUCGAUUUGACACAAACGAAUGGUAGUACCGAAAUCAAAAAGCAAAUAGAAAUGCAUUUUCCAACGGAUGCCGUGGAAGGAUCAAAGAAGGCACGAUUUGAAGUCAUAGGUGAUUUAUUGGGUUCAGCUCUUGCUAAUAUAGAUUCUCUCAUACGUAUGCCAUACGGUUGUGGUGAACAGAAUAUGCUCAAUUUUGUGCCAAAUAUUGCUGUACUUCGGUAUCUAAAAAUCACAAAACGAGCCGAAACCCAAAUUGAAAAUAAAGCAAAGAAGUACAUGGAAUCUGGAUAUCAACGGGAACUUACUUAUCGGAGGGAUGACCAUUCGUUCUCAGCGUUUGGUCAAAGCGAUAAACAUGGAUCAACAUGGCUUACAGCAUUUGUUGUUCGAUCUUUCAAACAAGCUCAGCAAUUCAUUUUCGUCGAUGAGCACAUCCUUCAGAAGUCCAUUGCAUUCCUGAACGCUCAACAACAGCAGGAAAAUGGUGCAUUUGCCGAACGUGGUGAAGUUCAUCAUAAAGCGAUGCAAGGUGGUGCAUCUGAAGGUGGCGUGCCACUAACCGCUUACGUAUAUACUGCGCUUCUUGAAAACGGGGUUAGGGAUGAAAAAGCACAACACUAUCUGGAGCAGCAUCUCGAGGAAAUCAAGAAUGACCCAUAUGCAUUAGCAAUUGUCACCUAUGUAUUUCACUUGGCUAAUAACGGUGUUCACUGGUCUAUGAAAGUUGGUCAGGAAAAGCCGAAGGAUACACAACAUUACUUCUAUCAGCCAAGGCCUGCAGAUGUCGAGAUGACAGCCUAUGUUUUACUAACAUAUAUGAUAAGAGAUGAUACUGAUAAAGCUUUUCCUUUGGUGAGAUGGCUUACAUCACAACGAAAUGCAUACGGUGGCUUUAGUAGUACGCAGGAUACAGUAAUGGCAUUGCAAGCUUUGGCUGCUUACGCGGCUAAAGUUUAUUCUCCCCAACUUAAUGUCAGCAUUACGAUAACAAAUGGUGCCGAUAAGCAAAAUUUCGAAGUGGCAGCUGACAAUUCUAUGGUACUACAAAGUUAUCAGUUGGCAAAUUUGGACGACAAAUUAGAACUGGAAGCUCGAGGUAAUGGUAUUGUUCUUACACAACUACAGUAUUCAUAUCACCGUAUCGCGAUGAGAGAUGAUCUUCCGUUCUACUGUACAAAAGAUGUUCGUGAACUGCACAGUGGCAAUCGAUUACAGCUUGAUCUGUGUUGCAAUUACACUAAGCCAGAUUCACGUUCCAAUAUGGCGGUUGCUGAAGUAGAUGCCUUAUCCGGAUUUCGCUUUGAUGGUGAUCAGCUUGGCAAUCUUAUGGAUAUUGGCGAUUUGCAGAGAGCUGAAUUAGAUAAAGAGGAUACUAGGAUGAACUUAUAUUUCAAUCCUAUUGGUUCAACGCCGAUAUGUCUCUCAUUGUACAGUGAUAUGGUUUAUCAGAUAUCAGAACAAAAACCGGCACAAGUUGUUCUGUUCGACUACUACGACCCCGAACAACAAGUGAAGACGACCUAUACGGCUAAGCAAACGAGAUCGUUGCAGGAUGCUUGUCCGGAAUGUUGGCCAGCGGUUGAGCUUAGCGAAAAAAGUGCAGGAUAAAGGAAAACUAUCACUUUCCUCGGUAUCAUUGAACAGGAUGACAACAGUAAAAAAAACGACAUCUUCCAAUGUUUCUUCCCUAUGUUCAUGAAAUUCAUCUGAUUCUUAUUUGCAUUUGUAAUUCAUGUUGGCUCAUUGGCUAUAAAUUAUAAUAAUGUUGACAAUUUCUCAUUCCUGAA